UUCCUUUUAGCCCUUCAGUUCUUGAUUGCGCAACCAACAAUUCGAAAGGGUUUGCUGCACCACCUGCUUCUGAACCAACUAAUCCUGUAAAUCCACCACAACCUUCAGAUACACCUGCAGCACAACCAACACAACCAGCACAACAAGCAGCAACUUCUGAUACUCCUCCCGUACAAUCACCAGUGGUGUCACCACCACCACUUAAUCCGUCGUCACAGGCUGCAAAACAACAACCCUCAGCAGCGGUAGCGGCGCCUUCAGUCACAAAUAAAAAAAGUGCCAUAACCGCACCUAAUCCUCAAGGUGGUGGUGCCGUUACUAUUACAUCAACAUCAUUUGUAGAUAAUCCAUCACCUAAUCCAAAAUCUAAUACUAAUGCCGAUAAUGCCAAUAGUAGUAACGAUUCCAGUAGUAGUUCUACCAGUAGUAUCAUCACGGCUGCUAUCGUUGUUGGUACAGUGGUUGUUGCUGCAGCUAUUGGCAUAUGGAUAUUUAGAAAAUGGAAACUUUCGCCAUCACGAAACUUCAAAGAAAAAAUUCAGCCUGUCGAUUUUGGACCACGUUCAGCAGAAUCAGAUGAAAUAUUUUUACGUGGAUUACAAGAACCUUAA
This is a messenger RNA of Dentiscutata erythropus, 611 nucleotides long. The record is from the annotation of a GenBank genome assembly. NCBI's taxonomy places the organism in Eukaryota, Fungi, Glomeromycota, Glomeromycetes, Diversisporales, Gigasporaceae.